AUGUCUGGAGAGGCACCCACUUCAGAUGGCACGACUCGCCAGACAGCAACUCCCAAACCUCGAGGAACUGCGAAACCACGUGCGGGAUAUCAGAGAAAGACGAAAACCGAACGAGAGGAAUAUGCGCGCAAGGAAGCCGAGCGUGCGAAAGAGAGGGAAGCUCAGGAAGCUACACCUGUCGCGAAACCUAGUGCAGGUCGUGGACGAGGAGGAGCAAGAGGCGGCAGGGCUGGCGCUGUCGUCAACAAGAGUGAGCGUACUACAUCGUCUGUAGUUAGUGGUGUCUUUGGCGCCGGCUCAGGAGCACGUCCAGAACGCAGCAGAGCUCAUGUAGAUCUUGGCGUGAGUGAGGCGCUUGAAGGGGGAGAGGCCAUAAACGCUAAACAUGGGAGCGCUUCCCAACCUGGUGUGGUACACGACGUUGUUGAAGGAUCAGGUACUGGAAGAAGUGGCGCAAGUGGCACUGGAAGAGUCAGGGCUAGCAAAGCAUCACACCCGGAAGACGAGAUUACUCGGGUUGAAGAUGAUGUCGAAGACCAGCCGAGACGUGAUAUUGAGCGCAUCUGGAUCUCGAGCGAAGAGGACGAAGAUGUCGUGUUGAAGAGAAAGGGCAAGCAGAGACGGUUGAGUAGCAAAACCUCCAGGCCUUUCACUGGUCUACGGCCUGUGAGAGCUGCAAGAGCAUUGCCGGAAGAGCAGGAAGAUACCAAAAUGAACAUCGGUGUCGAGAAAGACAUGACUGAUGGGGACCAGAUCGUCGACAUCGAAUCCGAUGAAGUACAGACCGAGGACGUCCCUGAGACAGUGAAACGAAACCCUCCGCCGAGUCCAGAGCUGAGUAAAAAGAUUCCGAGGAAGACAGACCACAAAACUAGAGAACCCCGCAAUCUGGCAGAGACAUUAGAAGAAAAGGCCGAACGGCUCAGGCUACAGGAUGACAUGCAAGGUUUAAGAGACGCGUUUUUACACAAAUCCGACACCGACGAUACAGUCGACAGCAAGGAAGAAGAGGCUGUCUUCGGCCGUACCGACCAUGACAGGAUGUUUCUGUUUCAAUUACCACCACUUGUUCCUCAGCUAUAUGAUCCAGAAACAAGAGAUUUACAAAAGGGCAAUCACAUGGACGUGAAUCCUGUCCAAGUGAAGGCAGAGGACGCUGGGACUGCUCAAGCUGCUGAUGCUGCUCAGAAGAAUGACGAAGCUAUGAAAGCAACGCCUAAGCCUCCAGCAACGAUUUACACGGCUGACUCAACAGCUGAAGAGCGCUUCCCACAAGGUCUUGUAGGCACGUUACGUAUCCACAAGUCUGGGAAAGUGUCGCUGGACUGGGGUGGCACGAAUAUGGAAGUCCGAUAUGGAACCGAAGUCGACUUCUUGCAGGAUGUGGUCUGUAUCGAAGACAACGCAGGCUCCAAUGAGGAAGGCGAGGCUCUUAUUGAGGGACGAGGAAACGCGUACGCCAUGGGUCAGAUUAACCAGAAGAUGAUUCUUGUGCCUGAUUGGGGCAGAUUAUAUACAUAG
Lithohypha guttulata is the source of this 1521-nucleotide messenger RNA. RefSeq lists its product as uncharacterized. Gene Ontology annotation, biological process: tRNA transcription by RNA polymerase III. The coding region runs from base 1 to 1521 and encodes 506 amino acids. The transcript has a single exon. Gene Ontology annotation, molecular function: DNA binding. Gene Ontology annotation, cellular component: RNA polymerase III complex. NCBI's taxonomy places the organism in Eukaryota, Fungi, Ascomycota, Eurotiomycetes, Chaetothyriales, Trichomeriaceae. The record is from RefSeq and is a predicted model, not a curated record.